Messenger RNA from Misgurnus anguillicaudatus (oriental weatherfish), 2077 nucleotides. It is a transcript of the gene d2hgdh, whose product is annotated as D-2-hydroxyglutarate dehydrogenase. Gene Ontology annotation, molecular function: FAD binding; catalytic activity. Lineage: Eukaryota; Metazoa; Chordata; Actinopteri; Cypriniformes; Cobitidae. Gene Ontology annotation, cellular component: mitochondrion. The record is from RefSeq and is a predicted model, not a curated record.
UAAUGCAUAACAUUAAUGCAGUUCUUUAUUGUAGGAUAAAUGUUAGAUGACUCCGUUCAGUUUUUGAUAUAAUGUGAAAAAGCCGCAACUCCUAUCGCGUCUGAUACAGUGCUGCAAGCAAAUCACUCCGCCCAAGUAGCAGUGCUUUGAAUUCUGAGAAUAAAGUUCCCAAUAUGGGCACCCUUCAAAGGUUCAGAAGUGUUCUUCUGAAGUCCACAUUCAGAUGGGCAAUAUGUCCACAGUACAGCACUAUCAUCACUGCAAUGAACCGAGAGACUCAGAUUCAACAUCACUGUAUGCAAAGCAGAGGAUUGGGAGACAUCCCAGCCAAUCCGGGUUCUGCCCCGCCACGUUUACCCUUCUCCAGGGUCACCCAGGAUGAUCUUUCCUUCUUUACAAAGCUGCUGCCUGGAAGAACCAUAACUGAUCCAGACUUGCUAAAGUCCUACAACAUAGACUGGCUGAAGUCAGUGCAAGGUCAUAGUGAGGUCCUCCUGAGACCCAAAACUACAGAAGAAGUUUCUCAGAUUAUCAGGUACUGUAAUGAGCAUAAUCUGGCAGUGUGUCCACAGGGAGGAAACACAGGUCUGGUGGGAGGAAGUGUCCCUGUAUUUGAUGAGAUCAUCCUCUCUACUUCACUAAUGAACCAAGUCAUCACUUUUGAUAGCAUCUCGGGUAUCCUCACUUGUCAGGCAGGAUGUGUGCUGGAGAACCUCUCUCAGUAUCUGGAGGAGAAAGAUUUCAUCAUGCCUUUGGAUCUCGGGGCAAAGGGAAGUUGUCAUAUUGGAGGGAAUGUGGCCACUAAUGCAGGCGGUCUCAGACUGCUGCGCUAUGGGUCACUUAGAGGAACCGUUUUGGGCCUGGAAGUGGUUCUGGCAGAUGGUCGGGUUUUGAACUGUCUGGCCACCCUUCGUAAGGAUAACACUGGCUAUGACCUCAAGCAGCUUUUCAUUGGCUCAGAAGGGACAUUAGGAGUCAUCACUGCUGUUUCCAUCCUGUGUCCACGCAAGCCUAAAGCCAUCAAUGUAGCAUUUUUAGGCUGCUCCAGCUUUCAACACCUCCUGGAAACAUUUCAGUGCUGUAAAGGGAUGUUGGGAGAGAUCCUGUCUGCAUUUGAGUUUUUAGACGCCUCCUGUAUGAAACUUUUGGAGAAGCACCUGAAACUGAGCAACCCCAUUAGAGAAUGUGAUUUUUACAUUGUCAUCGAGACCGCUGGAUCCAACGCAACCCAUGAUGAAGAAAAACUUCAUAACUUCCUGGAGGAGGUCAUGGCGUCAUCGCUGGUGACCGAUGGGACAGUUGCAACGGAGGCAGCAAAAAUCAAGGCAUUGUGGUCCCUGAGAGAAAGAGUCACAGAGGCUCUGACGCAUGACGGUUACACUUACAAGUACGACAUCUCUCUUCCUGUGGAGAAGAUCUAUGAUUUAGUGAAGGACAUGAGGGGGCAUCUUGGAGACAUGGCCAAGAAUGUUGUUGGUUAUGGGCAUGUUGGAGAUGGAAACCUUCAUCUGAACAUCACCUCCCCCGGCAAGGAUCCAGCUCUCCUGGCUGCCAUUGAGCCAUACGUGUACGAGUGGACGUCAAAAUGGAAAGGCAGUAUCAGUGCAGAACAUGGACUGGGUCUGAAGAAGAGAAAUUACAUUUACUACAGUAAACCCUCAGAAGCAGUUGCUCUUAUGGGCGACAUUAAAGCCAUGCUGGACCCUAAAGGCAUUCUUAACCCUUACAAAACUCUUCCAGACCACUAAGAGAAAGUCCAUCAACCUGUAAAAAUCCUGGUGCAUUAAUUGUUUCCCAAGCCUGUUCAAACAGUGCACAUUUAGGAUGCAAAUCAUAGGAAUUUCAAACAUGAGGGUGAGUAAAUGAUUACAUUUUCAUUAAUGGGUAAACUACUUCAAUGCUGCUGAUGAUUGAGUCACAUUAGCAAGAGAUUAAAACUCGAUAUCUAGAAACAAAGAAAUCAGCACUGAAUUGUUUAAGUAAAAAUCCCAGCAUGAGAUUAUUUAUUGUUUUCAUAAUGUAAAUACAUCUGAUUAUGUCCUUGUUGUUAAAUCAAUAAAGAUGAUUUUAGUUAGGU